AUGUACCAGAGCCUGGCCAUGGCCGCCAACCACGGUCCCCCUCCGGGGCCCUACGAGGCGGGCGGUCCGGGCGCCUUCAUGCACGGCGCAGGCGCCGCGUCCUCGCCGGUCUACGUGCCCACGCCGCGGGUGCCCUCCUCCGUGCUCGGCCUGUCCUACCUCCAGGGCGGAGGCGGGGGCACCGUGUCCGGGGCCGCCUCGGGCGGCAGCUCAGGGGCCGCGCCGUCGGGCGCAGGGCCCGGGACCCAGCAGGGCAGCCCGGGCUGGAGCCAGGCGGGAGCCGAGGGAGCCGCCUACACCCCGCCGCCCGUGUCGCCGCGCUUCUCCUUCCCGGGCACCACCGGGUCCCUGGCCGCUGCCGCCGCCGCCGCUGCGGCCCGGGAAGCCGCGGCCUACAGCAGUGGCGGCGGGGCGGCGGGCGCCGGCCUGGCGGGCCGCGAGCAGUACGGGCGAGCCGGCUUCGCGGGCUCCUACUCCAGCCCCUACCCCGCCUACAUGGCCGACGUGGGCGCGUCCUGGGCCGCGGCCGCCGCCGCCUCCGCCGGUCCCUUCGACAGCCCGGUUCUGCACAGCCUGCCCGGCCGGGCCAACCCUGCGGCCCGACACCCCAAUCUCGUAGAUAUGUUUGACGACUUCUCGGAAGGCAGAGAGUGUGUCAACUGCGGGGCCAUGUCCACCCCCCUGUGGCGGCGGGAUGGGACGGGACACUACCUGUGCAACGCCUGCGGCCUCUACCACAAGAUGAACGGCAUCAACCGGCCCCUCAUCAAGCCCCAGCGCCGCCUGUCCGCCUCCCGCCGAGUGGGCCUCUCCUGCGCCAACUGCCAGACUACCACCACCACUCUGUGGCGCCGCAACGCCGAGGGCGAGCCCGUGUGCAACGCCUGCGGCCUCUACAUGAAGCUCCACGGCGUCCCCAGGCCUCUUGCGAUGCGGAAAGAGGGGAUUCAAACCAGAAAACGGAAGCCCAAGAACCUUAACAAAUCGAAGACACCAGCAGGUCCCUCGGGCAGUGAGAGCCUCCCUCCCACCACCAGCGCUUCCAGCAGCAGCGCGGAAGAGAUGCGUCCCAUCAAGACAGAGCCUGGGCUCUCAUCCCACUAUGGGCACGGCAGCUCCCUGUCGCAGACGUUCUCGGUCAGCGCGAUGUCUGGCCACGGGUCCUCCAUCCACCCAGUCCUCUCGGCCCUGAAGCUCUCUCCUCAAGGUUAUGCGUCUUCUGUCAGCCAGUCACCGCAGGCCAGCUCCAAGCAGGACCCUUGGAACAGCCUGGCCUUGGCUGACAGUCACGGGGACAUAAUCACUGCAUAA
This is a messenger RNA of Mesoplodon densirostris (Blainville's beaked whale), 1311 nucleotides long. It is a transcript of the gene GATA4, whose product is annotated as GATA binding protein 4. Gene Ontology annotation, biological process: positive regulation of transcription by RNA polymerase II; negative regulation of transcription by RNA polymerase II; cell fate commitment. Bases 1 to 1311 code for a protein of 436 amino acids. Gene Ontology annotation, molecular function: zinc ion binding; DNA-binding transcription factor activity, RNA polymerase II-specific; RNA polymerase II cis-regulatory region sequence-specific DNA binding. Gene Ontology annotation, cellular component: nucleus. NCBI's taxonomy places the organism in Eukaryota, Metazoa, Chordata, Mammalia, Artiodactyla, Ziphiidae. The record is from RefSeq and is a predicted model, not a curated record. The transcript is spliced from 6 exons.